UGUCCCAGGAAACAUUUCCCAAGCAAGGGGAGGAGUUCUUUGCAGGGAUAAAUAAGCCUUAGGACCCUUGAAAAUCCCACACUCUAGGGGGCAGGCGCCAACAUUGGAGCCGGCAGGCCAGCCGCGCCCAGCUCUCCGAGGCAGAGUUGAGGGCAGAGAGAAUGUCACCCCUCCUGGCUCUGGGGCUCCUGGUGGCUGGGCUGUGCCCCACAGUCCACUGCCUCCCUGGGGACAUGCCUGACUCGGGGAAUGUGGCCCAGGAGGACCAACCCAACAGGACGUCUGUGGACAACCUCAGAUUAACCACCAGCAACACCGACUUCGCCUUCCACCUCUACAAGCUGCUGGCUGCGCAGACCCCCAAUGAGAAUGUCAUCUUCUCCCCUCUGAGCAUCUCUAUCGCCUUGGCCUUCCUGUCGCUGGGGGCCCGCAACACUACCCUGACGGAGAUCCUGGAAGGCCUCAAGUUCAACCUCACGGAGACCCCCGAGACGGAAAUCCAUCAGGGUUUCCAGCACCUCCUGCACACCCUCAGCCAGCCCAACCCACAGCAGCAGCUGAGCGUGGGCAACGCCAUGUUCCUCAAGGAGGAGCUCGAGCUGCUGGACAAGUUCAGGGAAGACGCCAAGGCGCUGUACGCCUCUGAGGCCUUCCCCACCGACUUCAAGGAUCCCGCCGCAGCCGAGAAGCUCAUCAAUGACUACGUGGAGAAGAAAACCGAGGGGAAAAUUGUGCAUUUGGUCGGGGGCCUUUGCAAGAACACAAUGAUGGUUCUGGUGAAUUACAUCCUCCUUAAAGCCAAGUGGAAGACCCCGUUUGACCCCGGAGACACGUAUGAGUCGGCGUUCCAUGUGAGCAGGAGCAGGUCAGUGCAGGUGCCCAAAAUGAGCUUCGAGGAGCGGAUGGUGCCCUUCUUCCGGGACGAGGAGCUUGCCUGCACCGUGGUGGAGCUCCAGUACAUCAGCGAUGACAGCGCACUCUUCAUCCUCCCCGACGAGGGCCAACUGGGGGCCGUGGAGGCCGCGCUGCUCCCAGAGACCCUGAGGAGGUGGCGAGCUUCUCUGCGGAUGAGGUGGAUAGAUGAAUUAUACCUGCCAAAGUUUUCCAUCUCCAGCAACUAUGAGCUGGAAACCAUACUCACCCAGCUGGGCAUUGAGAAAGUCUUCACCACCAAGGCUGACCUGUCAGGGGUCACAGGAACCCCUAACCUGUACGUUACCCAGGUGGUCCAUAGCACUGUGCUUGAUGUGGCCGAGGAGGGCACGGAAGCAGCUGCUGCCACAGGAAUCAACAUUGCUUUCUCGUCCGGAGUAAUGAACCCUUUGAUAGUGGAUUUCAACAGGCCCUUUCUGUUAUUUAUAAUCAGCAAAGAUACCCAAAGCAUCCUCUUCGGGGGCAAAGUUGUGGAUCCCAGUCAAGCCCCUCACUAAGGAGCGGGCUGCCCGGGUCUCUGGGUACAGCCUGGCCUCUGUGCUCCAAGGAGCUAGUGUGCCUGGCCCUGCCUGCUCAUCCUUGGAAAGGUGACGAUGACUCUGCCUGGAGUCUCCCACGUGCACAGGGAGCCUGUGUCCUGUUCAGUUGGAGACCCUGAGACCUCUCGACAGCAAUAAACCAUCUUCCUUCAA
This is a messenger RNA of Equus caballus (horse), 1625 nucleotides long. Its product is annotated as serpin A3-8. Gene Ontology annotation, molecular function: serine-type endopeptidase inhibitor activity. NCBI's taxonomy places the organism in Eukaryota, Metazoa, Chordata, Mammalia, Perissodactyla, Equidae. The record is from RefSeq and is a predicted model, not a curated record. Gene Ontology annotation, biological process: negative regulation of endopeptidase activity.